Molecule: messenger RNA, 636 nt
Organism: Trichomonas vaginalis G3
Lineage: Eukaryota; Parabasalia; Trichomonadida; Trichomonadidae
Product: glycosyl hydrolase 43 family
Exons: 1
Coding region: 1-636 (211 amino acids)
Source: RefSeq, a predicted model, not a curated record
AUGGCUGACUUAAGAACAGUCAAUCUCACAGUUGAACCACUCAUGAACAACACUGUUUAUGUCAUCAACUUAGAUGGUGUCUCUGAUCAGUUUGGCAACAAGCUUAAUUCCAACACAUCCAUCCUCUUCGUUGCCGGAUCAAAGGUUGCUCAUAUCAACGAAAUCAAGAGCAACAAGCAGGUUGUUUCCGAGACACAGUUCACAACAGACGCCUUCACAAUUAAGAUGAACAUCAAGAAGGUCACAUCUUACAACGGCGUCAUCCUCGAAGACAAGAACAACUCUGUCUUCGUCGAAUCAGAUAACGGACACAUCGUUCUCACAGUCGGAAAGGUUUCUGUCCGCUCAUCUGAACUUAUCACUGACAAUACAAACGUCACACUCGUUAGAGAACCAAACACAAUGCUCAAGGUCUACAUCAAUGGCUCUAUCUCUAACGCCUCAUACACUUCAGGACAAGCUACACUUGUCACAUUGAAACAAUUCGAACUCAGCAACUCUGAAUACGAAUUCAACUCUAUCUACAUCCUCGAAAAUGCAGUCGACUACAAGCAUACAAACAAUGAAAUCGAUGAUGAUGGCUACAUCAAAGUCGAUGACAACAAGAGCAAGAAAAGAAGGUCAUCCUUAUUGUAA